AUGGAGAUCCCAAAAACGCACAAAGCAGUUGUGUACGACAAGCCGGGCGACAUUUCCACUCGUAUCGUGGAGUUAGCUACGCCAGCGCCAGGCCCCGGGCAAAUUCUGGUUAAGAUUACUCAUUCUGGAAUAUGCCACUCCGACCUCAGCCUUAUGACAAACAAGUGGAGUUGGCUUCCAGAGCCUGUUAAAAGCGGGCAGGUCGGUGGCCACGAGGGCGUGGGCGUUGUAGCCCACCUCGGCCCAUCAUGCGAAGAUGCAGGCGUCAAAGCCGGUGACCGUGUGGGCAUCAAGUGGAUCGCGUCUGCUUGCGGUAACUGCAUGCCGUGCCUGGCUGGUGCCGAUGGAAUUUGUGUGAACUCGCAGGUCUCGGGCUAUACGUGCCCCGGCACAUUUCAGGAAUACGUUCUGGCUCCCGCUCGAUAUGUGACUCCAAUUCCAAACGGGCUGGCAAGUGAGGUUGCUGCACCACUUCUUUGUGGAGGGGUUACUGUUUACUCGGCGCUGAAAAAGAGCAGAGCUCAGCCUGGGGACUGGGUGGUCAUUGCUGGAGCCGGCGGUGGGCUGGGCCAUCUAGGGGUGCAGCUUGGAGGUAGAGGUAUGGGAUUCAGGAUAAUCGGCCUGGAUGUGGGACCCAAGGAGUCUUUUAUCAGGGAAUGUGGUGCUGAAGCCUUUAUUGAUAUCGCCAGUUAUCCUUCGGGUGACGGAAGCAAAGGUGUCAUAGAUGAAGUGCUAGCCAUCACUGGAGGCACCGGAGCUGCCGCUGCCAUAAUAUGCAGCGCCAGUAAUGCUGCGUAUUCCGAUGCUCUCUCCUAUUUGAAAUUCAACGGCACCCUGGUUUGUGUUGGGGUCCCGGGCGAGGCGAAGCCAAUUGCGAAUUCUUAUCCUCACCUGAUGGUCGGCAAGCAGUUGGCCAUUGUGGGAAGCAAUGUGGGUAACCGUAGGGAGGCAAUGGAGACGCUGGUGAUGGCGAAGCGAGUGGUCACUACCCCGGUUCGUGUCGAAAAGAUGGAUAAUAUCAACGAGGUCUUCGAAGGAAUGCAGGGAGGCAGGCUGCAAGGCCGCGUCGUCAUAGACCUGCAAUCAUGUACUUAG
Messenger RNA from Aspergillus puulaauensis, 1095 nucleotides. RefSeq names its product putative secondary metabolism biosynthetic enzyme. The record is from RefSeq and is a predicted model, not a curated record. The transcript has 3 exons. NCBI's taxonomy places the organism in Eukaryota, Fungi, Ascomycota, Eurotiomycetes, Eurotiales, Aspergillaceae. The coding region runs from base 1 to 1095 and encodes 364 amino acids. Gene Ontology annotation, molecular function: zinc ion binding; oxidoreductase activity.